UCACCACCACGUUACUAAUAGCUACAGACGACAGUAGUAUAUGAUGAUGGCGGCGCCCAUCAUCAGCAAUAAGUGCCCGGCGGCGGCGGCGCCCCCGUGGCGGCGGCGAGCGAGCCUGCUGCGGUGCCGCUACUGCGAGGACGACUACACGCUGCUGGGCGUCCGGCGGCGGCGAGCGCAGCCGCAGCAGCAGCGGCAGCCGCGGCCGCCUCGUCCCCGUCGCAUCGUGCUGGUGCGUCACGGCGAGAGCGAGGGCAACGUGGACGAGGCGGCCUACACGCGCGUGCCGGACCCUCUCAUCGGCCUCACCGUCAAGGGCUGGCGCGACGCCGAGGACUGCGGCCGCCGCCUGCGCGCCCUCUUCUCCUCCGAUUCCGGCGACGACGACUGGAAGGUCUACUUCUACGUGUCCCCUUACCGCCGCACGCUGGAGACGCUGCGGGGCAUCGGCCGCGCCUUCGAAUCCGACCGCGUGGCGGGCGUCCGCGAGGAACCCCGCCUCCGCGAGCAGGACUUCGGCAACUUCCAGGACAGCGACACGAUGCGCGUCCACAAGGAGCUCCGCCGCCGCUACGGCCGCUUCUUCUACCGCUUCCCCAACGGCGAGUCGGCGGCCGACGUGUACGACCGCAUCACGGGCUUCCGCGGGACGCUGCGCGGGGACAUCGACGUCGGCAGGUUCUUCGACCCGCCGCACUGCGCGCGCACGCGGAACAUGAACAUCGUCCUCGUCUCCCACGGGCUCACGCUCCGCGUCUUCCUCAUGAGGUGGUACAAGUGGACGGUGCGACAGUUCGAGGGGCUCCGCAACCUCCCCAACGGCGGCGUCAUCGUCAUGCAGACGGGGCAGGGAGGAAGCUACAGCCUGCUCGUCCACCACACCCCCGACGAGCUCAGGGCGUUCGGGCUCACCGACGAGAUGCUGCAGGACCAGAUGUGGUACAAGACGACGGCCAACCCAGGAGACCUCAACCACUCCUUCCUCACCGACGGACAGUCAUUCUUCGACGACCCAUGCUUCGUCACGCCGCCGCCGUCGUCUGUCCCCUUCGUUACGCCUCCUCCUCCCCCUCCUCCUCCAUAUUAAUUAACAACAAGCAACCUCCUUCAUUCCCUUACUUGUUAUUAUUAGCUACCUAUAUAGUAUACCAGUAGACUAUCUAUAGAGAUCAGACGGAUCGACACUAGCUAUAGCUAGUUCAAUUACACAUCAUAGUAGUACACAAUGCGUGUAAGUUGUUGUACACCGGCCGCGACAAGCUUGCUUACUAGUUUAGACAUAAUAAAACUUGUUGCACCGACCGAGUACCCCUUAA
Messenger RNA from Panicum virgatum (switchgrass), 1316 nucleotides. RefSeq names its product phosphoglycerate mutase-like protein AT74H. Gene Ontology annotation, molecular function: phosphatase activity. The transcript has a single exon. NCBI's taxonomy places the organism in Eukaryota, Viridiplantae, Streptophyta, Magnoliopsida, Poales, Poaceae. The coding region runs from base 41 to 1087 and encodes 348 amino acids. The record is from RefSeq and is a predicted model, not a curated record.